Messenger RNA from Paramuricea clavata, 1337 nucleotides. NCBI's taxonomy places the organism in Eukaryota, Metazoa, Cnidaria, Anthozoa, Malacalcyonacea, Plexauridae. The record is from the annotation of a GenBank genome assembly.
AUGGCACUGACUCGUCCCCAGUUACUCAUCCGAGAGCAUUUCCUUGAUCUUCUUUGUGUCCUAUUGUUCCUAACCCGCAAGGGUCUGUCUUGCAGGCUACGUGAUCCUGUAAUCUUAAUUUUUUCGAAGCAAAUUUGAGGGGCUGUAGAAGAGUCUGGGGCCAGCGCACUUCAUGUAAACUCGAUAUUUCAAAACCGUAAAAAUUCAUGUUCACUUAAAAUUAUUUUCACUAUCUUUAUUUAUGUAGCUCAUGCUUUGGGAUUUGGGCAUGAACAAUCAAGAGACGACCGGGAUACAUACGUUAGAAUCCAUUGGAAUAAUAUCAUACCUGGUAAGUUAACUAUCAGAUAAAAUUCAUCGGAAUAAUUUAUAUCAUGUAUAUACGUGGUACUGUAACAAUUAUAUAUAUAUACUCAUGCACUAUAUAGUUGCUGCACCUCAUAUUAAUUUUUAUCUAUUUCUUUCAUGACUUAUUCAAAAGCAAUGAAGUUUAACUUUGAAAAGUAUUCAAAAUCUGAAGUUAACAGCCUUGGGAAAAAGUACGACUAUGCAAGUGUGAUGCAUUAUGGACCGUACGACUUCGCGAAACGAGAUGGGUUAAAAACUAUCUCAAGUUUGCAAAAGGGUAAAAAAUUUGGCAAUAAACCAAAACUGAGCAAACUAGAUAGAGAACAGGCUAGACUGUUAUACAAAUGCAGCAAAGGUAAAUAUAACUCUAUUAACUCAUUUCAUGUUGCAUGGAAACCCGUUAGUUGGAGAAUUCAUCUCUCCAGUGCCAACUGUCUAAUACAGUAAUAGUGCCAACUGUCUGAUAAUUCCAGUUGCGCUGUCUAGUUAUCUAUGGUUAUGUCAAUGCCUUGUGUCAAUGUGUUGUAAUUAUUACUUUCAAUGGCAGAACGUAUAAAAAGAUUCUUGUUAAUAAAUUAUCAGGAACCUUUUAACCAACCAUGUGUUUUCACUAUUAUCACAUGACGAAACCAAAGAUUCAGUUGACGCAAGAAUAUACUUUCAGGACCCAUUCCUAUUUAUUAUAGGACUCUAUAUAGGACUGGAUGUUUUCACAAAAUUAUUUUGCGGUAAUGGUAAUCGAAUUUUGUUCAGGGGACAAUUUCGAUUUCUUGUGAAUAUGGCUAAGCAACACUGAAUCAUGUUUGAAGCAUUUUAACCAAGAUUUGAAAUUUAUAAUUCAGAUUAGCAUCUAUACUUUAUCUGUAUUCAAUUUCCACCGUAUAGGAACGAAGAUCCCCCAACCACCCACUCAAGCACCAAUGCCAUCACCCUCAAGUUCAACAAUUCCACCUGGUUCAGGUUCUGGAUCUGAUGAUGAUUCUAGUUAA